Molecule: messenger RNA, 1017 nt
Organism: Penicillium samsonianum
Lineage: Eukaryota; Fungi; Ascomycota; Eurotiomycetes; Eurotiales; Aspergillaceae
Exons: 3
Coding region: 1-1017 (338 amino acids)
Source: RefSeq, a predicted model, not a curated record
AUGCGUUAUAUCUGGGGUUGGGCCUCGCGGAUUUAUCUUUUGAUUCUAGCGUCAACUGUGCUUGCAAAAGAUGACCUAGAUUAUAAUCCACCAACAAAUUUCCGGCCUAGCAAUGUCACAGGUUUGAAUCAGCUUUAUGCUUGGGUUGGAUCUUACUACAACGCGACCUUGGAAAUCGAACUGAAUCCAACAAUCGGAUAUCUCCCAAACUCGACAGUAUGUCCGACUCACAAGAACCGCACCACAACCCUGAAAUGGAAAUCCCUCUUGGCAAUUACACAGCGAGGCACAUACAACUCCGGCAUCAACCCAGUCAAUUCAUGGUUGAUCAUGCUCCCGCCGAACCAAAACAUGUCCGCAAUGCCAGAGGAAACGGAACUGCUUAAAGAAGGGACACCUCUUAUGUUCCCCACUCACUUGGAAGAAGCAGGAGAAUACAACCGUCCGCGAUCAUUUCAACAUACCGCGACGAAAAAUCGUGCCUCUUCCUUUACUCUUUCGGGGGAAAUGCACACCAUCCCACGUCCCUAUGACGGAAGCGCAUCCUGGCCUUUGAGAAUCGAUAUGCCCGCGUGCAACACCUCCCAGCAGUACGACAAUUGGAGUAUGCGGGUUCUCGAGGCAAUGUGGUGGAACUCGCAAGAGUGGGACGAGUUCGUUCAACCAAAUGUGACGGUAGAUUUCGAUGCCCACAACGCAAAUCUGACCCUAGAUGGGGAUUUCUUUGCGUCUCCAUACAUUCGAUCGAACAAUUCUGGCUAUACGGAGACUGGCAUGACUUCUAGUGACGAUGCUCUCCAGGGCACCGUUCAAAUUCGCUUCAGGGGUGUUUUGGACACUUAUAAUUCGGAUAUCCUCGACGUCAAUUCGACGACCCCUGCGUGGCUACGGACUGUCGGGUUUGGAAAUAAUUCGUUGAUUAUCGGGAAUUCACCGAAUCGUGCGGGUAGUCUCCGAUCUGCUCUGUGGAGUGCUCUUGGCGUUCCUUUCCUUGUUGCAAUUAUUGUGCAUAUAUAG